AAUGGUAAUCAGUUGUGGCUUGUGGUAUCGCACUUCCUAUUAAAAUUAAUUAAAAGAAGAAAAUUAGUUGAAUACUAGAAAUGCAGAAAGGAUAGUGGGGACGGAGCAAAUGAUAACGGAAACAGUGCAACCCCAUCGUACACAAAAUUUGGGUUUAUGAGUUCAGUUAUAAUAAAUGAAUUUGGAAAAUUUGUACUUUCUAUACAAGAUUUAACGAUUCCACAGUACUUUAAUCCAAUUGAUGACGAAUGGAAACGAGAAAAAUGUAAUAGUUUGGGGUUUACAUAUAAAGAACCUGUGACUUCCCAACUAUUCACUGUUAAUGUGGUCCCCGUUGAUAUAUUGAACAAAAGGUAUUUUUUGUACAGAAUUUUAUCUGAUUUAAUAUGUAGAGAUGGUAGUUUACAUAGUAAACUACAAAAAAAAAUUUUAAUCAGUCUAACAAAAAAUCCAGUUAUGGAAGAAUUGUUUGUUACUAAAGAAAAGUUCAAUGACUAUUUAAAUAAACACGUGAUAAUUAAAGACUCAGAUAUGGAUGAAGGGGUUAAACAAUGUCCAGUUUGUUAUGAAGAUUCUACUGUAAUAUUAUGGAAUUGCAAACAUCAAAUGUGUCAAAAUUGUUCAGAAAAAAUGUUAGAAAGAAAACAAAUGAAGUGUCCACUUUGUAGAGAAAAAUUUUUUUCUUUUUCAGACAAGGAAUUGGGGGAUGUAAAAAGUACUUUUGUACCAAUAGAAUUAUUAGCUGCAGCUUAUUAUUUAGAUGUGUGUAUUCAAGUAUAUCUUAUAGAUUAUGGUUGGUUAUUGUUUCGUAAAGAGUGGCCAUUUUAUGAUGAACUUGAUAUGCAAAAUGAAAAAUGCAUUUAUUUAUAUAUGUCCAACACUCAUGUGGGCGUUAUUUCUGACGUGAUAAAUCAAUAAAUUUUUAUUCACUUCUAAUUAUCCAACUGGUAUUAUGUCAUUUUUAAUAUUUUUUGAUAAAAAAUAUUAGUAUUUGGCAACAGUUAAUAUAUCAGAGGAAAAAUAAUAGUAUAUAAUUUAAAAGUUAUAAAUAUUUUUGUCAGAGAGGGGCGUGAAACUCAUAGGAGAGUAUAAUAAUAUUUUAACAAAAAACGACGCACAAAAACAAUACCUAUUACAGAUUGUUUCAGAAUACCGGCGUUGUUUUUCUAAUUGCAAUAAAAGCACAUUAUGCCAAGAAUUUUAAAAAAGAUAAAUUAUUUAAAAUAUGUAAUACAUUUUUUUAGUACGUUUUUCUUUUGUAAAUAGUUACUGAUUGUAUAUAAAUUUGUAAGUUAACAUUAUUUUAGCUUCAAUGUAGAAAAUUAAAUUUAA
Molecule: messenger RNA, 1332 nt
Organism: Daktulosphaira vitifoliae (grape phylloxera)
Lineage: Eukaryota; Metazoa; Arthropoda; Insecta; Hemiptera; Phylloxeridae
Exons: 6
Coding region: 157-918 (253 amino acids)
Source: RefSeq, a predicted model, not a curated record